GACUCUUUCAGCGAGUUAUUGAAUUGUUCCAGUCGAAAUACGCGUAUCGGACAACAGCGGAUGCAGUACUAGAACGGCUGUCAAAUUCCGCACAUAAAAAUCGGCCCGCAGAUACCCGACGUGGCCCGGCCCGACACGAUUUGGUAUGUUGGAAAGCAACAUAUACAGUGCGACUUCCUUUGACGAAGCAUAGCGAACAAUACACACCACCAUCGCGCUAAGCUAACCGAUUUAUCAGUUCGGAGUCUUGUCAGCGGGGGGGCCACAUACAUAUGUUGGUACAAAUCUUGGAACCAGGAUCAAUCAUCGCUAUCCCCACCACUGAAGUCACUGUGCUUGUUGCUAUCAAUGAUUUUAUUCGCUUGAAUUGAAAUCGGUCGUUUUGCGCUGAGACGAUGACGACGAUCUGGCAGAGUUUCUUGCGCAGCGGUGCGGCAACAACGUUAUCGUUACAUCGCCGUCCUGUUAGUCGGCUCCCGCCCCGUAGCCGUACGUUGUCGUCACAGUUGUCGGAAGUGAUUUGUGUUGCUGCGGAAAGUACUUUACUUUAGCGCCCUGCCCUUUGGAGUGUCGUUAGUGAUGUGAUGUCGAGUGCAAGUGGCGCAUAAGUGGAAUCGACAAACAAUAAAGGGGCUUCGUCACUAGUUUCCCAAUCACGAAUGGAGGCUACUGAUCGACAUUAUAUAGCGACGCUCGACGUUGGCACUACGACCAUUCGGUGCUUUAUAUACGCGACAAGUACAAACGGAGAACCAGCCUCGAUCGGCACGGCCUAUGAUCAGGUUCAAUUAAUUUAUCCAGCCCCGGGAUGGGUUGAAAUUAACCCGGAUAAACUGUGGACCAGUGUGUUGCAAACCAUACGCAAAGCAACCGAAGAUGCAAACCUAUCCAUGGAUCAACUUACCUGUUUGGCCAUUUCGACACAGAGAAAUAGCUUUACUUGCUGGAAUCGUAACACAGGCCAAGUGUAUCACAACUUCAUCACAUGGAAAGACUUGCGGGCCGAUCAGCUCGUCAAAGAUUGGAACAACAGCCUCAUGCUGCGCGUAAUCAAAUUAGGAGCGAGCUUUUUACAUUUUUUCACCCGUAGCAAACGAUUUCUGGCUGGCAGUGUCAUCAAGCUGAUGAAUCCACAGGUUACGCUGCGAUUGUCCUGGGUGCUGCAGAAUAAUCCUUCGCUUAAAGAGGAUCUGAAAACCGGCAACGUGCUUUAUGGGACGAUUGAUUCCUGGUUGCUGUACCGUUUGCGCCAGGGAACCGAUCCUGCUGGACCAGUAGAGCACAUAAGCGAUGUGACUAAUUGCACCUCGACCGGAUUCUAUGAUCCUUUCGGUGAAGAGUGGGCUGGUUGGGCUCUGAGUCUAUUUUCCAUUAAGAAAGAAUUACUACCGAAAGUGGUGGAUAAUUCGUACGAUUUUGGCCACGUGCAUGAGACACUUCUGGGAACGAAAAUUAAAAUAGCCGCAUCGGUUAGCGACCAGUCAGCUUCGUUGUGGGGCACCUGUUGCUUCGAACGGGGCGACGUGAAGAUCACCAUGGGAACCGGUUCCUUCCUUAACGUUAACACUGGAACAAAGUGCCUUGCCUCGGUGCACGGGCUGUAUCCGCUAAUUGGCUACAAGCUGCAGAGUGGAAAGGAUUCGAUGGUGGACAUUAACUACCUCAUGGAGGGUGCGUCCAAUGAUACGGGUUCCAUCAUCGAAUGGGCGCUCAAUAUGGGCUUCUUCGAGGAUCCAGCAGAAAGCGCCAGUAUGGCGAUGUCUGUCCCCAACUCAGACGGUGUCCUGUUCGUACCUGCAUUCAGUGGACUUGGGCCACCAAUACAGGACGAUUCCGCCGGUAGUGGAUUCAUCGGGAUUAAGCCGUCCACGCGUAAAGAGCACAUGGUUCGAGCGCUACUAGAAAGUCUCGCUUUCCGUGUGGCACUACUGCACGACUGUGCCCUAAAGGAAACGGGUUUCUCGUUCACCAGCAUCAAGGUUGAUGGAGGAGUGUCAAAGAACGAUUUCAUCUGCCAAACGCUGGCCAAUCUAACAGGCAUUGUGGUGGAAAGGGGUGAAGUGACAGAUUCCACGGCGAUGGGUGCAAUGUUCAUGGCGGGGUUAAAUUGCGGCAUCUGGAACACGAAGCAACAGCUCGUCGAUGUAAGGAAAGUGGAGAAAAAAUUCUCCCCAGAUAUGACCCAGAGAACGAAGCAGCUGAAGCAAAUGAGAGGUUGGGAGCGGGCGGUGGACCGUUUUAAAAAAUGGUACAUACUUGAGGACAUUAAAAACCUAGACUGAUAAUGUGAUAUUUUUAUACAGUGAAAUAGCAAUAAACAAAUAAAAAAACAAUGGAUGGUUGUAAACCGGCAAUCGUAUCAGCUUAAA
This is a messenger RNA of Anopheles funestus (African malaria mosquito), 2369 nucleotides long. Its product is annotated as putative glycerol kinase 5. Bases 660 to 2282 code for a protein of 540 amino acids. Lineage: Eukaryota; Metazoa; Arthropoda; Insecta; Diptera; Culicidae. Gene Ontology annotation, molecular function: glycerol kinase activity. Gene Ontology annotation, cellular component: mitochondrion. Gene Ontology annotation, biological process: glycerol metabolic process; glycerol-3-phosphate biosynthetic process; triglyceride metabolic process. The record is from RefSeq and is a predicted model, not a curated record. The transcript is spliced from 5 exons.